Molecule: messenger RNA, 3807 nt
Organism: Anneissia japonica
Lineage: Eukaryota; Metazoa; Echinodermata; Crinoidea; Comatulida; Comatulidae
Product: 5-hydroxytryptamine receptor 1D-like
Exons: 2
Coding region: 259-1323 (354 amino acids)
Biological process (GO): adenylate cyclase-activating adrenergic receptor signaling pathway
Cellular component (GO): membrane
Molecular function (GO): G protein-coupled receptor activity; dopamine neurotransmitter receptor activity, coupled via Gi/Go
Source: RefSeq, a predicted model, not a curated record
UCGUUUUUGUGUCUAACCGUUGCAGGGGCAUGCAGACUCUUUUUUGUCGUCUGGCAGUUGAACUUGCUAGAGUAAAUCCGGUUGAACUUGUAAUAGUAAAUCCGGUGGAGUAAUGAUAUUUGGGAUGAGUCGACUCUUAAGAUCACGGAAACCAACUUGCAAUUGGCCUAUAUUAUGAAAACUGUUUAAAAAAUCUGCUCUGCGCCCUUCAUCACAAAUCCUGAUAGCCCGCCGAGUUAUAACAUUGACGAAACCAAAAUGAAUGACAACAACACAGAAGCCGAGAAAUCAUUAGGGGUCAAAAUAACAAUUGGUCUGUUACUUGGAACAAUCACGUUCAUUGUUAUCUUUGGAAACGUUCUUGUGUUAUUGUCACCAUUUUUUAGCAGGAAUCUUCUGAAGAAGCCAACGUACAUCUUUCUGAUUUCUCUUGCCAUUGCCGAUCUAUUAUUGGGCCUUCUUGUCCUACCUUUCAGUAGUAUAAUUACGGUAACUGGAACAUGGUUUUUUGGCCCUGUCGUAUGCAAUCUGUAUGUUUCUUCAGACGUUUGUUUUUCUACUUCAUCUAUACUGCAUUUGCUUGUUAUAACACUUGAUCGUUAUUACGCCGCGGCGUCUCCGUUUCACUACAAGACGAGAAUGAAGCAAAACUGCGCGCUUCUGAUAGUCAUCGUCGUCUGGUUUGUAUCUGUUAUGAUAUCAUUUCCGCCAAUUCAUACGGGACUCAAUACUGAUGACGGAAUUAUACAAAGCUACGACGACAGAUCCACGUGCAUAUUGGAAACAAAUAAAAUUUACAGUCUUGUUGAUGGAAUUGGUCUUUUCUUUAUUCCUUUGAUAAUAAUAUUUGUACUUUAUGUUCACCUUAUACUUAUAGUUAGGAAAAAGGGAGCUGUAGCAAGCAAGAAUUCGUAUAAAGAAAGACGCCUUGUUAUUACAAUAGCCGUGGUUCUCAGUGGGUUCGCUAUAUGCUGGGUUCCAUAUUUUACCAUAUUCACUGUUGGCGAACUAUUCCGCUGGGAGCCGAACCCAGUAGUUGCCGAUGUGGUACUAUGGCUCGGGUAUGUAAACAGUAGUAUUAACCCGAUUAUCUACGGAUUACUGAAUCAGAAGUUCCGUGAUGCCUUCCGCAAAAUGCUUUGUUUAACAUGUAAUAGGAAUGAAGCCUCUUCUACUUACAGCAUGUCAAGGACUUCGUAUUACACAACACAUGAACAAACGGCAAGUCGGUCAAAGAAAGGUUCUAAGACCAAAAAUGGAUGCACACUACCUAAGAAGCAUUUGUAUGAAGAGGCUAUCUCUUCGUCGCCAACAAAGGUUUGAAGAGAUGCAAUAAUUUAAAAUCAUACAAGCUCCUAAUGAUAAUGAAGAUACCUGUAGUUCCUAACAAUCAAACCUGCAGUUAAUAGUAUUUUCUUGAGGGCGCUUAUACUUCUGACGUUAUUGAAGACAUGUUAUAUAUAUAGUUACGUGUCAACAAAGCAAAACUAUAUCGUCCUACCGAACCAACCCCCUCCUGAUUUACUUCAUUAGAUAAAUUUAAGUACUCCUAAGUACUGAAGUCAGUUUCCAUAAAAUUGCAACACGCUUUUCCCCCACAGAUGUCAGCGACGCGAGUAGUUGAUCUGAUCAGUAAGCCUUUUGUCAGUAAGCGUUGGGAACAGUUACUCAUUUAUACGAACUAAUUUCAAAUUUGAUUUUUACGUCAAAUAUUACAUACAGCAACAUUCAAUAUGGUUAUUUUUAAUACAAUGUUUAGUUCUUGUUUGAAUUUGACUUAAUGGAUGAUGGAUUUCAUAUUUUAAAAUACUUAAAUUCUAUUAAAUCACAACUAGAGGAAAUGACUACAAAUGCAGACCGAAUUUUGCCGUUUUAGGUAGCUUGGGAAGUUUUUUAUGCAACUAAUAAGGCCUAAAUUAUUUUUCUUGUACACUUACGCCUUUAUUACAAUUACCGAAACGAUGCUUCAGAAUAAUGCAUUACCAAUAUGAAAGAAACAUUUUAGUUUAAGUUUGGAAAUAACAUGUUUUAUUUAUAUUCUCGUUACCGCCAUUUCCAUAAACAUCGUCUGCUUCUUAAUUCUCUAUCUCUUUUUAUUGAUUAGUAUGAUAGUGGUCUUUGUGUGGAAUCUGUUUUGACUCUACAAAUCACACUUGAUUAAUUUUUAUUUCAAAUUUCGGUCCACACUAUUUACAAAAGUAUCCCAAUAUGAAGUUACGUCUACUGCUGUUACAGUCUGGUACAAACUAGAACUAAUAAAUUAAAAACACUUCUAAUAAUUGAUGACCAAAGGGUGUAGUCGCGUUAGUCUGCUAUAAAACAACAAGAAAUGACGACAGAACUUUCGUCCACAGAGUGGGCUUUAUCAGAACAGUCUCCUGAACCUGAAAUCUACUGUGUGGACGAAAGCAGAGCCAAUAAAUUUUAAAUUUUACAGUUAGUUUCAAAAGUGUUGUUGUCAUUUCUUAUUGUUCUAAUAAUUGGUGUUAUUAUUUUUAAUAUUAAAUUAAUGACGUCACGAUUGACUAUUCAUGUAGAAUUUUACUAUUAUUGUUAUUAUUAUUAUUAUUAUUAUUAUUAUUUUGCAAAAUAUUCAUCAUUUAUGUUUGGUUGGUUUGUGAGAUCAAACAUGUUGGUUUUGAUGGAAAGAAAUGUUGAUACAUUAUUAUUACCAGUUGCCAGAGAAAUGAUAUUAAUAAAUUAGAUAAUAUUGGCAAUGAACCUUGUAAUUUAUAAUAAUAAAAAUAAUGUCUGUAAUAAUGUGGAGGAGGAGCAGGAGCAGGAGGAGGAUGCAAAAAUCCGUCUGGUAAUGGGCCAGGUGGUAACAAAUGUGUAGUAGUUGUAUAUACUGUUUAGUAUAUUAUAUUUGCCAUUAACUAUUAAAACUAUGUCAAUGAAAAUACGAAUGAUGGUUAAAAGCCAUAAGUUUGUUUUUUUUUUAUAUAAUAUUAUCAUGAUACAGUAUAUGUAUUUAUGAAGAUGUAAGGUAAAGUAUAACAUAUUUAUAAAGAUAAUAUUGACGCAAUAAUUUGUCGAUGAUUAGAUAGGCCUAUCAUUAUGCUUUGGAAAAGUGAAUCAUGUGAAAAUGAUGAUAUAAAUGUCAAAAAUUGUUGGUCUUCAACCACCAAUGUUGUAAAUAACAGUGGUGUAGAAUGGCGAAUUCUGUGUACGGUCAUGUUCUAGGCCUAUAUUUAUCAUGAUAUUAAAUUAUAAAUUUGUAUUGUUUGAAUUUAAUAUUCACUAUUGGAUAAUUAUAUAUCCAUAAUUGUUUAUUAUUUUUCCUCUUGCCCUUUAUUAAGCCUCCCUUUAAGAUUAAUGUGAUUUUUUUUUCUUUUGCUCCCCAGGAGCGCUUGAUUUCCAGCCUACAUUACAAAGAAUGGCUCUUUUAGCCUUAUUUUUGGGCGAUUUCCCGUUAAAUAAAUCUUGCCAAAAAAAAAGAAAAUGUUAGUCUAAUCACAGAUCCUAUAUACAAAUAUAAAUAUAUACAAAUAUAUAAAAAUUUAAAUGUUUAAUUUUGUAAAUAUAUGCCUCACCUAUGUAUUUAUGCUGUAUUAAAUUCAAGCUCUUUAGUUUUAAUAAGUUAAUCGUCUUUUGUAAUGUUGUUAUUAACCGUUAGCAUUUAGAGGCAUGGAUACAAGAUUCAAAUCUGUGGGUACACAUACACACAUAGGAUGCCUGUUGAAGAGGGGCUUAAUAUCAAAAUGGUUCUCGUAUUAAUGUUGUUUAAUUUUGUAAAUAUAUGCCUCACCAAUGUAAAACUGUAUUUAUGCUGUAUUAAACUCAAGCUCUUUAGUUUUAAUAAGUUAA